Messenger RNA from Dentiscutata heterogama, 3212 nucleotides. NCBI's taxonomy places the organism in Eukaryota, Fungi, Glomeromycota, Glomeromycetes, Diversisporales, Gigasporaceae. The record is from the annotation of a GenBank genome assembly.
CUGAUGAUGCAGGAGCUACUAGAUUUCAUGUAAUAAUCGAUGCUCGUCGACACCCCACGGAGACUUUACUUUCAAAUGAAAUGAAGGCUUGGCAAGGACCCGCCAUAUUAAUCUUCAACAACGCAAAAUUUAAAAAAAGCGACUUUGAUUCGCUUAUGCAGAUCCGUGUUGGCGGAAAACAAGGUGAUGAUACAAAGAUUGGGAAGCAUGGAUUGGGCUUUAAUUCAUGCUAUCAUUUUACCGACGUUCCAAGUUUCGUCAGUGGAGAUUAUAUUGCGUUUUUGGAUCCACAUCAGAAAUAUCUGUCAACAAAAGAGCGUGGUAGUAUCGGAACUAUUCCCAAAGAUGGCAUCAAUGGAUUCCCUGAAAGAGAUCAAUUGAUUCCUUACGAAGGUAUCGAAGGCAACAAUUUUCGUUCAACCUUCGAAGGAACACUAUUUCGAUUACCAUUCCGACAACAACCAAGUGAAAUAUCUGAUAGUAUUUUUUCUACUGUUGAUGUUCUUCGAUUAGUUAACAGCAUUAAAUCAAAUGCUGCCUCACAAUUUUUAUUUCUCCGGAAUAUUGAAACAUUUGAAGUAUCUCACAUACAAGGAGGUACAUCACCACAACAAAUGGUUCCUCUUUGGAAAGCAGCCAUAAUAGGAUUAAAUGAUGAUGUACGAAAUAAAAGAAAACGUAUUAGCAACGAUGAACUUCAAAUUUAUGAGAUGAAGGUUGAAUUAAUUGACAGUGCAAAUAAACAAAUAGAUCAUUGGAUUAUCGCUACUGGAGCUCAAAAAGAUCCAGAAGAUCCUCAGCUGAAACAAUAUGCAAAGCGACAUCGAUUACGUAUAUUAGGUGGUAUUGCUGCACAGCUAAGUAGUUCUAAAAAAAGAAUCCAUACUUCGGACCAACCAAUUAAUCUUUUUGGAAAUUUAAGUGAAGUUCCAAGUGAAUUUAAGGGUAGAAUGUACUCUUUUCUUUCAUUACCUGACAUUACAAAUUUACCUGUUCAUUUAAGUGGAACCUGGGCUCAAAGUUCGGACCGUGCGAGGUUACUAAUUGAAAAGGAUGACACACCAGAUAUCGAUCAUCAGAAACUUAGAUGGAAUAGACAUAUCUUGCUUGAGUUCUUACCAAAAAUUCAUUGUGGACUCCUAAAAGAAAUUAUCGAAUUGCAGAAAAGUAAAAAAAUUAAUCUAGAAAGUAAGCCCACAUCAAAAUUCUGGCCAUUCCCACCCAUUUCCCGAAAUCAUCCAAGGUAUACAGUUGAAUAUGGUUGCAAGGUACUCCAACAUAUGUUACAAACCAAAGACAUCUUUCCGUUGAUUGCUGAUGGCAGUUAUGAACACAGGAGUAAUAGCGUGGACAUUCUCUUCAGUACCUUAGCACGUUCCCAAAUCGAAGAUCUCCGUAAUUUAUUGCGAAAUAACUGGGAUGAAAUAGGAGUGAAAUAUGAUCAUAAUCUUAAGACAAUGAUCCUUUCAUUGCCUAUGUGGCCAGUGCGCAUAAGUUCAUUAGAUCAAGUAUCAAAGCCAGCUUUAAAGCCAGUUUCAUGUGGAUAUAUUUUGCCAAAAGAAGUAGACUUAUAUAAGUUGAAGAAUAAUACAACAUAUUUGUCUUAUUCUGAUGAACUUGAUGAACGAAUUUUGGCAGAUCUUAAUGUUCCUCAUCGGGAUGUAUUCUCCUAUAUAUUUGAGGAUGUUGAAUUUCCUAAAAAAUUUGAUGAUCAAUAUAUGAUGUUUCUAAAAAGUAUACUCAAAUAUGACAAAGAUACGCCUUAUCGUAGAAUUAUCCAUGGUUUAAAGGGAAGGCGUUGUUUCCCUACAGAUAGUAGAAAAACAUUGAAGAAAAUUUCCGAUCUAUAUCAUAACAGCACGAUUUUUUAUACCGUUUUUGCAGACUCAGACGUUUUUCUUCAUCCGGAUCUUAAUGAAUAUUCAGCAGAGUUAUCAGUUAUUGGAUACAAAAAUAGAAUCAACCAAGAAACAUUCAAUAAAUGCGCAGAAAAAAUCGAAGAAUAUCAAAAUCAACGCAAUCCACCGUCUGAUUUACGAUAUCGAGGUUUUGUCUUGGUUAAUUGUCUUUAUAAUAAUUUUCAAUAUAUUAAAUUAGAUAGUGUUGAACGAAUUCCAUUCGUUCCGGUUGCAAAAAGUUUAGACGAUCCUUAUAAAAUGUAUUAUAAACCCCCUAGAGAUUUAAAUUGUUUUAAAGAGAUAAUCCUUCCUAAGUAUAAAGAAAUCGCAUGGAGCCAAAAAUCAUUGGUCGCAGAAGAUAUUAUACCACCACCAUUUGUACUCUCAAAAUAUCCAUCACUUGGUAAACCGGAUGUUUUUACCGUAGUUAAACAUCUUCGUUUUUUGCAUGAUACCCUUUUAAAUGAUGAGAUGUGGAAAAAUGAUUGGGGAGAUACAUUCAAACAUAACGUUUAUGAAGUUUAUAAGUGGCUUGACGAAGAAUGUUCAAAUGAAGAUAUUAAUUUGAGUCAAUAUAUUGCACAAAACGAACCAUUAUUCCUUAAUUUUCAUAAGGACUCGAAUCCAUUUAAUCCAGAAAACUGGUGUUCAGCAAGUGAUUUAGUUUUGAACAGUGAACCAGGAGAAAGGAAGUACGUCAGUCCGUCACUUUCCAAAUUUUCUAAUAUGCUCAAAUGUGCAAACGUCCGAGAAAUAAAACCACCAAAUGUAGAGAUACAUGUCAGAUUACAUAAUCAAUUUAAUUUUACCAAUUCGAUGUUUGAAUUCCUAUUGAAUCAAGAUCAGGCAACUUUCUUGCAUGACGUAGUCUUUAAUGUGAGCGGAGAAAUUAUAAGAACAAAUCGAUAUAUGCUCGCGGCUACCUCAAACUUUUUUCGUGAGAAAUUCAUGUCAAGAGAUUUUGCGGUAUCAAGUCCAGUCAAUCCGGUUACGAUUGUGAUUGAAGAUGUCAAUCCAAACUCAGUACGUGUCUUGCUGCGUUACUUAUAUGGCCAGAGUAUCGAAUAUGCAAUUCAAAGUUUAAAUGGGAUCGAUAUAAAUCCAUCCCUGGAAAUGAUAAUAUAUGAAGACUUACUAAAGUUGGCAAAUUCUUAUGAAUUAGACCAUUUGAAAGAUCUUAUGGAAUUGAAGCUCUCGCGAUUAGUUUCGAUAUCAAAUGUGGCUUUUAUGAGACAAUUGGCAAUAAAUUUGAAUGCUCAUCAGCUUGAAAAAUAUUGCCAACAAUUUAUCAUUGAUUAUAAAGAUUUGAUGUAA